This is a messenger RNA of Owenia fusiformis, 1159 nucleotides long. The record is from the annotation of a GenBank genome assembly. Lineage: Eukaryota; Metazoa; Annelida; Polychaeta; Sabellida; Oweniidae.
GUUGCUACUCGUUAGGAUGUCUUCUGUUGGACGACCGCGGAAAAAUGCUAGCAAACGUUCUUCGAGUCCUGCAACCAGUUCUCUGAUUAAAACGAAGAAACGAGCAGUGACUCCUUGUACAGCAGAAGAAAGCAAUGACAGUUUUUCAGUUGGUGAUGAAAGGUCUGCUGCAGCAAGUCCUGCCAUUGAGGCAAACACUGACAAGAUACCUGUCUUCAAAGAUCCUAACUUUGUUCACUCCAGGAAGGGUACAGCUAGCAGUGGUAACAAGAGGGCUAGAGUGUGGAAGAAUCUCAAACAGAUCGUAGCAGCUGAUAGGGCUCUACCUUGGGGCACAGAUGACCCAACAUACUAUUCUAUUGAAGCUCCACCUUCUUUCAAACCUGCCAAAAAGUAUUCAGAUCUCACAGGCCUAGAGGCCAAAUACACAGACCCACACACUAAGAUACGAUAUUCCUCGCCAGAUGAGUUCCCUAGAGUUCGUUUAUUACCGAGUGACAUCGUACAAGGAUAUCUAGCGCUACGGAAAGCUACUCCUGCAGUGCCUUGAUCGAAGAACUAGGAUUCAAAAACAGGAAGUGAUACCCCAAUCAUGGGGAGGUUAUCAUUAUGGCUUAUAUACAAUAUGCCUAGAAGAGGGAGAUAAUCGCAAUAUAUGUGUGUUUUGAAAACCACACUCAGGUUUUUAUCAAGGAACAUUCCACAUGGCUCUCUUACCAAGAUUUAUCCUCUGUGCAUAUGGGUCGUAUUUCAAUCUAGUUUUACAUUCAACUGUUUAGCCUUGAAUCAAAUAGCCUCAAGUUAUCAGAAGCUGUCCUUAAAGUAUGCUUUAAUUUUGGAAGAGCUUAAAUGAUCACUACUUCAUGAAAAAAUGACGAAUGGUGUUUAUAUCCUUUGUUUUCUUUCGUUGAAAAGACAAUUAAAUGAUAUAGGCAAGUAUUUCUGGUGGCUCAUCAAGAAUUUGAUUGUGGUGGUUCAUCAAUGUAACAAGAAUUUAUUUGUGGUGAUUCAUCAAUGUAAUAGAUAAUUCUGAUUUCAAUAAAGUACUUAAAGUGAAGUAUAAAUCACAAAUAUCAGUAAAUCUAUGUCAUCUUUGUUUAUGUAGAAAAAUGUAUUUGUUUAAUCCUAGAAUAGAUUAUUAAUAAAUAAAAUAACAAUU